UGUAGUCGGUGAUGCGCAUUAUUCAGCCAUAUGGCUAUAUUUCGACAUCAAAAUUAGUAGUAAAACUAUAAUGGUGGGAUAGUAUCGACACACAAAAAGCACAUGCAUAAUACAGUCAGCUUGAUUCAUUCAAUAUUUCCUCUGUAAUCGUAAUGUGAUUUGCCCGUCUGGUUUAUGCAACUUGGUACAUAAUUUUGCAAACGUUUAGUUAACCUUGCAGAAAUGAACCUGAUGCUUAUUGGUUUUCUUUGCGAGACAGUGAGAGAAAGCAUGAAAAAUCGCUCAAUUUAGGUGACGACCCCGACACUCAAAAAUACUCAGAUAACGCAAUUACGACCAUUACAGAUAGGUACCCGCAUGGCUCAGUAAUUAGUUAGUUUUUCAUACGAUUCGGAUGUAUUUCAUUUCUGAAUGUCGUUGGGAACACUGCGACAUUUAUUCUUCAUCGCAUCGUAGAUCAUUUCUACUUCCUGUCACAAUUAUGGAACGCAUAAAGGGUAAGCUUUCUACCCACUUAGGAAUUGGGAAAAAGUCAGCGGUGGGAGCAGGAAGUGCCCGCAUUGUUGAAGAAGGGUACGACGUCUGCACUUUGGCGAACAAGGAAAAUUGCUAUGAUCCCGACUCAAUUCGACAAGCCUUCAAACCGUUGGCCAUGUUUGCAAAAGUCUUUGGAUUAUUCCCACGCUACGACUUGUCCUUUGUUCCACUAAAACAGAGUAGCAGCAUGAAUAUACUACACAUACUUGACUAUUGCUACUCUGGAAUGAUUAUGUCGGUAAUGGCUGGAGGUGGAGUGAUGUGCACUAUUAAACCCCCGUCUGCAUUAGCAAGGCUUGCUAGCGAUGGGGACACUGACACAACAGACUUUUACGUCAGCAUAGCAGUCGUGUAUAUCAUCAUGGCUCAUGGAAUCAUGGCCUUGUUAACUUUCCCAACUGCAAAUGCAGCUCUGCUGGCCUUGAUUGACCAUUUUACUCAUUUGGACAAAAUAUUGAGAUUCGAUGGACGCAGCGACGAGCGGUCGGUUACUUUUACUGGGAUUUUCUAGGCAAAUACAUAAUAUGCAUGACCAUUUUCUUAAUUAAGGAGGUUUGCCUGGAAGAUGCUUGCUUGGUUGGUCAUAAUUUUCCUUGGGACACUUGGCGCAUACAUCGGAUUCUAUAUUUUGGAACCCAGUGGAGCAGGACUACGUGUUUGCUACACGGAUAUUAUCAUGGCACCGAUUAUCACCUUGGCUGGCACGACGCUUCUCAUCCCAACGGCCAUUUUGAUAUUCUUUUUGCAUGCUCUACGAAUCCGACUCUUUCACUUCAACAAGUUUAUGGAAACCAAGUUGGAGGCAGUGACUCCGUCGUACAGUGCGUGCAGCGGUUACUGGGAUUACGGGAAAGAAAUAGAAAAUAACGAGAAAAGCCCUCAAAUUGAUUUUGGGGGUGCAGAAUUGUCUUUACAUUUGGAAAAAUUACGGCUCCUUUACACGGAAAUGGGUGCUCUCUCCUGUGAAAUUAGUCAGCUUUUUGGUUCUCACUUGGCUCGUGAUUAUCUAUUUUCAACCGUUGGAAUAAUUUUGUAUACUUACAUCAUCCUCUACGUGGAUUAUAAUAAUUCAGUUUCCAACUAUGCUAUUGUCACUAUUCUUGAGGGAUUUCUUCUGUUAAAGCUGUUUAUGAUGUCUUUGUUCGCACAAAGAAUUCACUGUUUCGUGUUUCAAGCCAAAAGAAUGCUCAACAGAGUGUCCAUCGCGAGAGUGUCGCCAGAGUGUGGGAUGCAAAUUCAAAUGUUUCUGAAUGCACUGGACAGCUCUGCCGUCCGAGUAUCUGCCGCUGGAUACUUUACAAUCGAUCGAGGUCUUCUUACAUCUUUAUUGGGAGCAAUCACAACCUACUUCAUCAUUCUGAUACAGUUCAAAGUUGGAGAUGUCAAGCAAGAGUUGCUCUCUCUGACGAAGUCUUGCAUACUUUCAAACGAAACAAUUGUCAACGGAUUAAAGGAUCCCAUUUUCCCAAUGCCAAGAUUUGGAUAACUACGAAUUAUAAUUAAACAUGUGCAUUUAAUUCGUCAUUAUAAAUAUGUUCUGGUCCGAAUAGUAUUUUAACAAAUUUGCAGCAUUAAA
Molecule: messenger RNA, 2113 nt
Organism: Folsomia candida
Lineage: Eukaryota; Metazoa; Arthropoda; Collembola; Entomobryomorpha; Isotomidae
Exons: 5
Coding region: 1103-2023 (306 amino acids)
Biological process (GO): sensory perception of taste
Cellular component (GO): neuronal cell body; membrane; dendrite
Source: RefSeq, a predicted model, not a curated record